Molecule: messenger RNA, 1207 nt
Organism: Brassica oleracea var. oleracea
Lineage: Eukaryota; Viridiplantae; Streptophyta; Magnoliopsida; Brassicales; Brassicaceae
Product: myosin heavy chain, clone 203-like
Exons: 4
Coding region: 270-839 (189 amino acids)
Source: RefSeq, a predicted model, not a curated record
GUCCCUACACCACAGAUUCUGUUCUUCUUUUCAGGAGAACUUCAAAACUUUUGUGGUUUUAAGUUCAUUUCACUCUUCUCUACCAAGUGAGGGGAUUUGAAUUUGAAACUGGAUCUGUUUUACUAUUUGAACUUGAGAUUUUUUAUUUUUAUUUUGUUAAAGAAGAGUGUCGACUGUGUCGUGUUUACCCUUUUUGCAGUUAGGUGAGAAGUUGAGCUUUAUAAGCUUUUACCAAUCUGGUUCUGGUUUUUGAAUAUAUAAAGAACAGUAUGACAAUUGAUCCCUUCAAUUACAACACGAAAUGCAGAACAAAUUUUGCAAGUAAGAAGAUGGAGGAAGGAGAAGAGAAGGGAAAUCUGAGAACUGUGGAGUGUCUAAGAGGGAGACUGCUUGCAGAGAGGCAAGUUUCAAGGUCUGUAAAAGAUGAAGCAGACCUCAUUACCAGAAAGAUGGAAGAGCUGGAGAAAAAUCUGAAAGAAGAGAUCAGAUUAAGGGAGAAAGCAGAGAAGAGACUAAAGUUUCUGAUGAAAAAGCUUGAAUCCAUAAAAGGGUCUCGCAGUUCUGAAGGAUCAGAGCAGUUGAGUUCAUCUGAAGUUUCUUGUUUAUCAUCGGUUUCCACCUCAGCAUCCAAGGAAGAAGGAGAAGAAAAAGAAACUCAUGGAAAUGGAUUUGUUGAGGAAGAAAACAUUGAUCAAGAAACUGAAAAUGUUGCCUCCGUGGAAGAAGAAAAAGAAGAGUUAAGUUCAAAGAUCAAAGAUGUUUCUUCUGGUGAAGAAAGUGUUGUUGCUUCAACCUCAAGUCAUGAAGCAGAAUCACAGGCUAGUAAUGACUUUUCUUGAGUUCAAGAAUCAAGGAUAUCCAAAACUCAAAUAACCUUGAUUGAGAACCGUUUCUCUGAGGUUGGAUCCUGAAGCUACAGUUUAAAAUACUAUAGUUUAAUACUUUUGUGGAAGUUCUUGAUGGGUACAAGGAGAAUGGAGAGAGAGAGGAAGGAGAAGGGCAUGUGAUCAUAAAGGGAUUAAUUAGGCUUUCGGAGACCUUUGAGUUUGACAGUAUUAAAUUCAAAGUGUUAGUAGAGAUGGGGAGGACAACAAGACACACACAUGUCUCUUUCUUCUUGUGUCUUUUGUGAUCAAAGAAAGAAAAUGACGUUUCUUCUUGAAAAUUAUGAUGUGACUGAAUAAAGGAAGCAGUAUACUUUACUAUU